GUUUAAUGCACAUGUUGCUUUAAGAAAUUAAAACACAACAAUAACAAUUUAAAACACAAUGGAGACGGUUAAAGAACUAAUACAGUUUAUGCAACCCAAUCAGAGGCUCGAUUUAAAGGCCGUGGCACUGACGCAUGUGCUAGGUCUGACUGGCAGCGCCGAAGGAAAAGCGGCGAUACUCUCGCUGGAUGACAUGCUGAUUGCCAUUUUCGGCUUGACCCACGACAGCAACCAGACUGUGGCUAAGGAUGCCGUACUCAGUUUGAUAAAUUUAACAGCCGAGGAAGCAGGCGCCAUCAAAAUAUUUGAUUUGGCCAAGCAAACAAAACCCAUAUUUCCCUUAAUCAAUGAGGCAAUUCAACACAUAUGCGACGAGCAGGCUGAACUUGCUGACGCUUGGUCCAUGGUGCUGAGCAAUAUGACGCGGGUAGAGUCGCUGGUGCACGAAAUACUGGAUACGCUGGAGCGCGACGAACAAACACUUCCCAAGCUAGCCAAGGUAUUUGCCCAGUUAGAUUACAAUAAGAAGAAGUCUAAGCUGCACUAUCUCGGGCCCAUCUUCUGCAAUCUCACGCAAACCCCACGCGGUAGGGAGCUUUGCUGUCACUCGAAAUAUCAGUUGCUAGAGAAACUGUUACCAUUUGCAUCCUAUGAGGAGAAUGUUGUGCGACGUGGUGGCACGAUUGGUAUCAUUAAAAACAUUUGCUUCGAUCCAGUUUACCACGACAUAAUCCUGAACGAUAACGAUGAGAUCUUGUGUGCUAUACUGAAUCCGUUGUGUGGACCUGAGGAAUUCAGUGAUGAGGAGAACGAUAAGAUGCCUAUUGCACUACAGUAUCUGUCAGAGAGUAAAACACGGGAAACAGAUCCUGAUCUGCGCCAAAUGUUGCUGGAGUGCCUUCUACAGCUUUGUGCGACGCGACGUUUCCGGGAACAUCUUCGCUCUAAGGGGGUCUAUGAGAUACUGCGGGAGUAUCACAAGUGGGAAGCAAAAAUUGGUCGCUGCAGCGAGUGCCUGCAGGCUUGCGAGAAUGUGGUGGACAUUUUAAUCAAAAAUGAGGAGGAAAUCGGACUGGACAACUAUAAAGCCCUCGAAGUUCCGGCUGACCACACAGAAAAGUUCUUGCAAGAGGAUGCUGAUUAUGUUAAGAGUUUAAUGGAUUGAUGUUUAUAUCGUAAUUAUUUUGUAUAUUGUAAAUAUAUUGCUGUAGCCUAAACAAAAA
Molecule: messenger RNA, 1223 nt
Organism: Scaptodrosophila lebanonensis
Lineage: Eukaryota; Metazoa; Arthropoda; Insecta; Diptera; Drosophilidae
Product: protein HGH1 homolog
Exons: 5
Coding region: 59-1165 (368 amino acids)
Source: RefSeq, a predicted model, not a curated record